Molecule: messenger RNA, 944 nt
Organism: Salpingoeca rosetta
Lineage: Eukaryota; Choanoflagellata; Craspedida; Salpingoecidae
Exons: 10
Source: RefSeq, a predicted model, not a curated record
AUGAGCAACCCGCUGCUUAUAUUCCCCUCUCUUUCUCGCCCGCACUGGCGGCCAUCACAACAACAACAGCAGCAGCAGCAGCCAACACACCCUCCACCGCCGAUGCAGCAGCAGCAGCAGAGAAUGCACCACCACCACCACUUGCUGCUGAGCACAUUCCCCAGCCAACCAAGCAACCAACCCAUCGCCCACUGCUGCUGGCUGUUUGCAGCUGGGAACAGGUGGCGACAGCACAAGUUGCAUUUUCGGCGGGCAGCAGCAGCAGAGGGAUGGAUGGAAUGGAUGGGGUGCAGCAUGUCUUGUUCCUUCCCUUCUGAUGAUGGGCGAUGCACACAUGAUGGAUUGGAGGAGCAGCUGCGGACACACACGUCCAUGGUCAUGGCGGGCACAUCCAACCACAGCGACGCAAUCAUCUCGGCCAUAACCAUCAUCACCACCAUCACCAUCGACCGCACAGCCGCCAUCACACGCCGGCCGACACCAGCUCCAAUCUGGCGUGAGGCAGAUAUUGCACAUGUCAGUCGCUCUGACGAAGAGGUGAGCAAUGUGCGUGUGCGUGCAUGCGUUGAGGAGGCGCAUGAAGCGGUGGAACCAACGAUGAUGACAAUGACGAGUGAUGAAGCAGUACCUGAUGUGGCUGCAUUGUGGAUGAACGGGCCCUCUGCCUCUGGGCCAUCUCCUCCUCCUCGUCCUCGUCGUCGUUGGUCCCCAACAGCAGCGGCUGCGGCUAUGGAUGUGGAGGAUGUGAUGUGCGUCGAUGUGCUGUUGCCUCACAUGACGACGAUGAUGAUGGUGGUGAGUGGACGGAGGCCGUUCUCUUCCCAAGCCCUCAUAACACGAGCAGGGCGAUACACGCACACACAAAUGUGCCAGAAAAGAAGGCGCAAGCCUUUCCCAUGUGAUGUGGAACUGUUGAGGCGUGCUCGAGACUGCGGCCAACACAG